UACACUGACUGGAGCGUGCGCGCGCCCGCGGAUCUGCUCGUCUCGAGUGACGCGACUGGAUGCUGUGAGUCUGAUGCAAAGAAAAUCUAAAGAAACACGCUAAUGAUGAUGAAGAUGAUGGAGGAAAUACACGAUCCGAGGAGGAGGAGAAGAAGCGCGUUGAUGUGAAGAGAAGAAAGUGAGCUUUGAUCCGACGCAGAGAGGGCAAAUGGUGUACUUCCUCUCCGCGGAGGGCGUAAAGCCCUCGUUCCACUCCGCAGUCCUCUUCAACCCCGCCGUCAACUACUCGGACGGGAACGGUUCCUCCACGCCGACGCCCAUCGUCUGCCGUCUGGAUGCCUCGUCGUCCGCCGCCUCGCUGCAGAGCAACGUCUCGCUGACGUCGUACGAGCUGUCGCCGGCGGAGGUCACGCUCCUCGGCCUCGUGUUCGGGGUGUUCUGGGUCGUAUCGGUGCUGGGGAACUCGCUGGUGUGUCUGGUGAUCCAUCGGAGCCGCAGAACCCAGUCGACCACUAACUACUUCGUGGUGUCGAUGGCGUGUGCGGAUCUGCUGUUGAGCCUAGCCUGCGCGCCGCUAGUUCUCCUGCAGGUUUCCGCGGGUCACUGGCCUCUGACCGCGGCUGCAUGCAAAGCCGUGCGCUACUUACAGCAUCUAUGCCCUGGAGUCCAGAUCUACGUGCUUCUGUCCAUCUGUGUGGAUCGUUUCUACACCAUCGUGUAUCCGUUGAGCUUUAAAGUGUCGCGUGAGAAAGCCAAACGAAUGAUUCUGGCGUCUUGGCUAUUUGACGCUGCGUUCGUAUCGCCGUGUUUGUUCUUCUACGGAUCAUCAGCGUCGCAAAACCACUGCGACUUCUUCCUGGCGGACAGCUGGGACGGGUUGGCGUACGCCGUCGCGCAUCUUCUUUUUGGUUUCUUGGUGCCGGCGCUGCUAAUCGUGUCGUUCUACCAGCGGGUGGUGCGCUACAUCUGGAGGAUGGGCGCUGACGGGCGAACGGUGCGCAGGACCAUGAACAUCGUCCCCAGGACUAAAGUCAAAACCAUUAAGAUGUUCCUGAUGCUCAACGCCGUGUUUCUCCUCACCUGGACGCCGUUUUAUAUCGCACAGCUUUGGCACCCGAAGGAAACGACGGGCCCAAGCCGUCGGUCGGCGCUGUUCUUCAUCACUGUGGCCUGGAUCUCCUUCAGCUCCACGGCGUCCAAACCCACACUGUACUCCGUGUACAACGCCAACUUCAGACGCGGCAUGCGAGAGACGUUCUGCAUGUCGUCCAUGAAGUGUUAUCGCAGUAACGCAUACACCAUCACCGCCAGCUCGCGAAUCGCCAAAAAGAACUACGUGGGCGUGGUCGACCUGCCCGUGCCGGCAAAGACGCUCAUCAAAGACUCGGUUUAUGACACUUUUGACCGGGAAGCAAAGGAGAAGAAGUUAGCAUGGCCUAUUAGCUCUAACCCACCCAACACGUUCGUAUAAAGCCUCAGAAAUUACAUAAUUUACUCAACCUUAAGUUGUUUUUAAACCUGUAUGAGUUGCUUUCUUAGGGGCCGUUCACACAGGACGCGUUAUUCUAAUGCAAUGCACUACUUUUUUUAUUGUUUUUCUAUGAAAACGCAUGCUAGACGGACGCGUAUGACUGUUACGCUCGCGUCUCGCACAUGAGCGUCGCAUUUUUUAAGAUCCUGUGUAAAGUUAAAAGAAUUUACAUUUUUAAAUGUAGCGUCGCUGUUAGUGUCAGUUCCAAAACACUGGACCAAUCAGAAGAGUGUGGCGGCGGGGCAAGCGUUGCGAGCUUUUGUUUACAAUAGCAAGUUGGCAUGGAAACUGUUUUACUUGAUGCCAGCAAUGAUGGAAGCACUGCGCUUUUUAAAAAAAAAAAAACAUUACUGAGCGCUACGUCUCGCAAUUUUAGACACAAAAGACAUGUUCUGUGUGAACGGCCCCUUAUAAAAGAUAUUUUGAAGAAUGUUGGUACCCAAAGAGUUGAUGGUACCCAUUGACUUCCAUUGUGUUUGUUUUCAUACUAUGGAAGUCAAUGGGUACCAGCUGCUUGGUUACCAACAUUCUUCAAAAUCUCUUCUUUUGUGUUCAGCAGAAGAAACUCGUAAACACUUGAAACAUGAGUGUUUUACAAAACAAUUACAAAAUUUUCAUUUUUGGGUGAAUGUUUCCUUUAACUCAUUAUAAUGAUAUGUGGGUGAGUAAAUAGUGAACAUUUUUGAGCGAACUGUUGGUUGAACUGCCGUUGCACCACGACUACACACUACAGAAUCAACAUGACUAAACGAAAUCUGUUGAAAUGCAAAAAACGUGGUGCUAACUACUUCACAUACUCACUGAGGACAUUGGAGGAAGACUACAAACACCCGUAUCGUCUCUGCAGUGAUCCGGUGGAAGAGAAGUGUUGGUCGUCAUGUGUUCUUCUGUUCGUGUUUCCGAUCAGUCUGUGAUCCUACAGUGGCCUGGUGGCACCAAACAGGGUUCAUGUUAAUCUUCAGAAAUUGCGUUUGUGUUUUUUGUGCCUGUAGUUACAGAUAAACUUUGUCUCAUA
Messenger RNA from Cyprinus carpio (common carp), 2546 nucleotides. RefSeq names its product putative G protein-coupled receptor 19 (gene gpr19). Gene Ontology annotation, molecular function: neuropeptide receptor activity. Gene Ontology annotation, biological process: G protein-coupled receptor signaling pathway. The record is from RefSeq and is a predicted model, not a curated record. NCBI's taxonomy places the organism in Eukaryota, Metazoa, Chordata, Actinopteri, Cypriniformes, Cyprinidae. Gene Ontology annotation, cellular component: plasma membrane.